Suillus paluster is the source of this 822-nucleotide messenger RNA. RefSeq names its product subunit common to RNA polymerase I. Gene Ontology annotation, cellular component: nucleus; RNA polymerase I complex; RNA polymerase II, core complex. The record is from RefSeq and is a predicted model, not a curated record. Gene Ontology annotation, biological process: DNA-templated transcription. Lineage: Eukaryota; Fungi; Basidiomycota; Agaricomycetes; Boletales; Suillaceae. The transcript has 4 exons. Gene Ontology annotation, molecular function: DNA-directed RNA polymerase activity; DNA binding. The coding region runs from base 98 to 610 and encodes 170 amino acids.
UCCUGCUUCUGCAUGACUUCGUCCAGAAAUUUGUGUCCUUCACCUUAGGUGUAUCUCUACCGACCUGCUUCGUUCACCACCUUAGACUUAGUUCAGGAUGUCCGACGAUGGCUAUGGCGGAGGUGGCGGUGGCGAUGAUUACGACUACGACGGUCCCGGUUUCAACGAUGGUGCCUUCGAUGAAGGUUAUGAUCUACUCGCACAAGAACAGGAAGGUGAACAGGUGGAAGGGGAAGAAGCCAAUGGUGAAGUCUCGCACGUCAAUGGGAUCAAUGGGGCAGACCAUGAUCAGGAGAUGGUAAACGGAGAGGAAAGCGUGCAACCUCAGCAAGCGCCACCAAAUGUAGGCAUGCAAGGCGAGAGGCAGCCUAACAAAGUCAGAGUAACGACACCUUACUUGACCAAGUACGAACGAGCACGAAUAUUGGGGACGAGAGCGCUUCAGAUCAGCAUGAACGCCCCAGUACUUGUCCCCUUGGAUGGCGAGACAGAUGCUCUGCAAAUCGCAAUCAAGGAGCUCUCGCAACGAAAAAUUCCUCUCAUUAUCCGACGCUAUCUACCCGACGGAAGUUUUGAGGAUUGGAGUGUCUCCGAGCUGAUUAGCGAAUGACACAUUGCCUUGUUGAAUCCUCUUGCAUUUUUACCGGGCUUUCGCCCCGGUUGUUGUCUUGUCUUGUUUUACUAUCAUCUACCUCAAUACUUACACGACCUUUGCAACAUGCAAAGUACCACCGGAAGUAUAUCAACAAUGCAGAGGUAUAUCAUACACUAAUGUACAGCCGGCUGUGUAAUACUACGGUUUCUUCACGAUCUCCACCCACA